AUGGCGAGGUAUAAAGCAAGAGGUUCUAUAAUUCAGUUCAAAUGGCAAGAAACCGCGGAAGGACGCGAGUUUUUGGGAGGGAUUUUGCAUCGAAACAGAAGAAAAAUGUUUGGUGAGGAAAUCAAUCUAUUCCCGAUUCUAAAGUUAUUACUAAGAGUUAGUUUGGAAAACUAGCAUGCAAUAUAAAAACAUUUUUUCUUUGUUUUCAGGAGUGCUUGAAACACCCAGUCUUCCACCACAGCUAAAUAUAGAGACUGUAUCCUAUAAGAUUAUUUUAACUGGCAAGCCUGCUGUUGGAAAGACCAGUACAGUUGCUAAGCUUCUAGGACAAGGUAAAAUGGACAGACUUUGUCCAAAAAAAAAAAUUAACAAAUUAACAAAAUCCUCAGGGUAGUUGGGCAUUUUGACCUCAUACAGAUUAAAUGGGCCAUCCCAUACCCCCAAUGGCUUAGGUGAGUUGACUUAUACCCUCGUCGAAAAAAGAAAGAAAAUCGAAAGUACUGACACAACCCUCUCCCCCUUUACAAAUAACCUGUGUUUUCUUUCCUCUUAUAGAAAGUAGGGAAUUUUCAUUUGCAUACCGCUCAGAAAUGUACCCAAGAUAUGAGGGUGCUUUUUGGCCACACCCUAAGAAGUGACUUUGGUGCUCCCCUCAGAAAAGUCUCAUCCAUAGGGGGUGUUUUCUGUUAAAUGGAAUGGCCCAAUACCAUGAACAAUUACCUCUUUUUAGCGGACCAUCUGCGUAUUACAUGUAUUUAAAAAUUUGAAGUUAAUGCCAUGUAUGUCUGACAGCUUUUUAGUGGUGUCUGACUUCAGUGGUGACCUGAUUAGACAUUAUUGUGUCCUUUCUAGAAAGCAAAAUUAUUUGCAGCCUUGUAUGUGUACAGUACAAAUAAGCUUUUCAAGAAGAGCUAUACUUUCUCAACAGAAGGAUUUGUACCUUGCUGACGCCCACCCCAGGCCACCACUCAAAUAUUGGUGUUAUAUAAAAUUGCCCUACUCUCUUAUGAAGGAAUUGUGGAAAUUGGAUACAGAUGAACAGGACAUUAAUUUUAAGCCACUUGCCCCUUCCCCUUACCUCUCUCACACUCACAUACACUCUGGCAGGGGUGAAACAAUAGGUCAUACUUCAUUACAUAUAUCACUAUGUUGUGAUUAAAUAAUAAUAAUAAUAAUAAUAAUAAUAAUAAUAAUAAUAAUAAUAGUAAUAAUAAUAACAAUAAUAAUAAUAACUUUAUUUCUAUAGUGCUCUUAUCCUAUGUUCAAGGCGCUUUACAGUCAUGUAAACAACAAUAUUGAAAAAUAUUUACCAAUUUACAACCAUAUCCUAUUAUAUUUACAAUGAGUAAAAAAGGAAAAAAUUACAACUAAAGCAACUUUUAAACCAUUUUAUUCAUAAUGAUUAAAAAAAAGGGAAAAAUUAUAACUAACGCAAUAUAUACAAAUCUAUAAAAACAAUGAUCCGUUAUUACUGAAUUUAGUAAACAAGUACGUCUUAAGUGAUCUUUUAAAACUCGAGAUGGUGUUGGACUUCUGAAGGCAGCACUGAACAGCUGAUGAACACCAGCCAACUGCUGCGUGACUCUUGAGUUUUUACGUAGUGAUUAGACUGGUUAUAAAAAGUCUGAGUGAAUCAAGUUCCAAUUCGGUUUGCCCCACAUAGAGCCUGAGAAUACAGCCAUCUCUCCUUGUUUCUCCCGAAUGGGUACAUUUUGCAGGGGUGACGUCUGCAUCUCAGGACAGAAAUUCCAUACUUGUGAUGUGAAAUCUGUCUGGAAUUUAAUCAGGAGCUCUGAUUUGUAUCAGAUUUCUGUGGAUGAGAUGUAGACAUCUCUCCUGAGAAACAUCCCAAGCAGCAACGAGAGGAGGAGGAGGAGGAGCAAAGAGACUGGUGCAUUAAAUUUGUAGGCUUCCCCAUAUAAUGACUUUUCUUUUCGUGACUUUUUUGCAACAUUUAGAUGUAGCAUAAAGAUUUUAGAUGGUCAUGGAUAUCAUUACGUUAUUUUUUUAUGGUGCUUUAAAAGAGCACUAGCGCAAAUUUAAUAAAACCAUUUAAAUUUCUUUAGUCACAGCCAACAAAACAGUUCUAGGCCUUUCACCUCUAGUUGCAUUAAACUAUGUUACUGAAUGAAAAUGAAAAUGAUGUUGUUUAAUACUAAGUAAUUCUUAUUCAACCCAGAAAUCACAAGUGGUUAGAACUGAUAUUAUUAUCUGCUCUGUUUUGAUGCAGAAAUUCCCCGCAUUCAUGUAGAAACCCCGGGCAUUCAAACCUCAGUUGUCUACUGGCCAGCAAAGGUAUACAUUAUUUUUACUGUCAAAGAAUAUGAUGAACAACAAUUAGGAGGUAACUCAAGAUUGCUCUUUGCAGACAGUUGUCUUACAGUUUUGUUUCUCCAAACAUCAAGACUCAAUCAAAGCAAAACUAUUUCCAAAUGACAAGACAUUUUCAAGUGUUUUGUUAAAAAAAAGAACAAACAAGGCUGUUUUUUUUAUUCAGAGUUUACUGACUUCUCUCAAAGUUUCUUUGACAAUUUUAGCUAACUUUCUCAGUGAAGAUUUCUUUGAAAACUUUUAGAAGAGAUAGCAACAGCAUCUCUCCCUUCUGUUCGCUUUCUAAAUCCUUUUGCUUCAAAAAGCUCCUUCCUUAGACUCCAAUUUAUACCCUUGAAAUUCGUCUGUUUUCAUAAUCUCUGCUGGCAACAAAAGGAUUAAUUUGCUUAUUACAAUGUAUUUACAAUUUUGCCUGUUUCAGUUGAAAGAGAGCCAGAAAGUUGUUAUGUUCAAGCUUCAGUUUUGGGAUUGUGGUGAACAUGCUGUCAGAAAAUAUGAUCAUAUUUUGCCGGUAAGAAUUGAAAUACAUACACAUGUUAAAAUGAGAGAACAUUAAAUUUGAAUAAUAUACAUAUGAAAUAAUUAUUUCAUUUAGCAUAUCACUUGUGAAGACAUGGUAUAAAUCUCUAAACCAAAAAUCCUCUUUUUGAUAGAAAUUUGACCCAUGAUCAACCCCAUUAUUGUCAUAAAAGUGCAGUUUAGUAUUCUUUUACUUCUAAGACUUACAGACAAAAUAAUAAGUUUUACAAUUUUUUUACUUUCUCGCUUAACAAACAACCUCAGUUUUGAAAACAAAUUGUUAUUUUUUCAUAAUUCAGAACACAAAAGAUAAUAAAAAAUUGAAGAUGCCCUCUAACAAACAAACAGACAAACAAAAUGAGAAAAAAAAAAACAAACUGCCAGCUACUUAAUUAGAGGCACAGUAUUUUAAGGAAACUUUUAGAGGCCAUUUUCAAAUGUACCUGUAGCUGAGCUGUUGCCUUGGUGAUGUUAAUUACCCUUUGCUUGUCUAUUUGAGUCAAAGUGUAAUAUUUUUUUGCUAAUUUUAUUUCUUUUAAAGACACUAUUAAAAGAUAAACCCUUAAAACAGCCCCUUGAGUUUAGACUGCAAAACAGUCAGUGUUUUUCCUCAAAACUGUUUUAGCGUAGCUGAAGAGUCUCACAUGCACAAAGUGCGUGAGCCUCACACGCCCAUCCCCAGUCUCGCUCUCCGUUUUCAGCCUCGGUCCAGACCUUUUGUUUGACUGCUUGCGCGUACUUGAAUACGCAAAAAUACGGGAUGUUUUGCAGUCUACCUUGAUUUUUUAGUUGUUCUCAAUCCACAGGCACUCAAAGAAAAAGCUGAUGCAGCACUUUUCCUGUUUUCAUUUACUGACAGGUAGGUUUCCUCUUUGAUAACACAGUCGACUACCGAUAACUUGGACCUUCAAGAGAAAUUGAAAUUUUUGAGUUAUUGAGGGUAAAAAUGAAUAGAAAUGAUCUGGGCUGAGUUGCUCAAAGCAUGGUUAGCUUUAACCAUUGGUUAAGCAGUAUCAAAACCAAUACGUUGUCAAGGUAUUAAACGCUGGUUAACGCUAACCAUGCUUCGAGCAACUGGGCCCUGAAGGUUAAAUAGCAUUUUCUGCAAAGUUAACUUUGUGCACAUACACUGUACCAGAAAUAGAAAUCUAAUACGUAUAGUACUUGUUCCAAAGCGAAACGAAAGUUUAUUUUUCAUGUGUUCUGUAUUCUGUCAAAGCCUGAAUUCUCACAGCUGUUUUAUUAUUACCUUUUCUCACAGGGGCAGUUUUGAUGACUUACCAAAUCAGGUAAAUGGAGAAAAAAACAUUAAUUUUACACCCUCAGAAAACAGCCGACAUUUGUCGCCGCCACCACUGGAUUCCCUGGGAAAUGAAUGAGCGUGGAAAUUCCACCUUGAUGACGUCUUACUACUUAGAUGUGAAAUGCUUCUGAUUGGUCGUGCCAUAAGGCAAAUUUGCUUCAACAAAUCAAAAGUACCACCCUAGACUGCUUGCAGUCCGCCUUUUCUCUUAAAAUCCGUCUAGUUCUUGAUCUCAUCCAGCGCGAUUGCAAACCUCGUUUCUCGCGGCUUCGCCGCUCGCGUGCUUAGGUUUUGCGUGUAGUAACUUUGCAAAGAAAAAUAAGAGACUGCUCGCAGUGUAGUACCACCCAGAUCUGGGUAGCGACAGGUCAUUAGCAUGGUACAGUGAAAUCUCGAUAUAACGAAGUGCCAAGGGACUGGCACAGGGCGCGAUCCAUUCAACCAAAAUUCCAGCCGGUCCGACCGGGAAAAGGGGACCACCUCAAAAGGUGGACCCGUUUUUUCGAAACUUUUCCGGUUGGACCGAACCGAUCCAUUGAGUUUUGGACCGAAAUUUCCGGAAAGUUUGGUUGAAUGGAUCGCGCCCACAAUUUGUUGGCUAUAACGAGGUUUCGUUAUAUGGAGGUUCUUUUCCAUAUAUUUUACUAUAACUGGACUGCAAAUUCAAAUUUAUUUGGCAAAAUUGGCCAAUUUGUGGUCGUACAAGAGACUCGGCCGGUAUUGUCGAACUGUACUAUGCCGGGUACAGGCUUUGGGAAGCCAGCGCUUCAUUUCAGUGGCUGUUCCGAGGUUGAGCCGUAGACUGUGUCAAAAUUUGUCCUCAGAUUAGUCCCAGAAUGUAUUUCUACACAAACCGAUGCGGUCACAGGCGCAACCAAAAUGGCUAAUUCGGUCCGAGUGGAUAGUCCUUCAGAUAGAUCUUGACUACUAACAAUUAUGUUUUCACACUAUAUGCAGAUAAAUCGUAUUCUGGAUGAAGGUGACAAGAUUCUGCAAAUAGCUGUUGCCACUAGAUAUCCUUUCAAAUGUUCUUACGUAUGAAUAAUGAGAAGAAAAAGACAGUACUCCGGUCUCUCCUGAGGGCCGUUGCGUUUUAAGGAAGUCUUUAAUGUCGUAACGAAUGGUCAUUGGCCGUAAAGCAAGCCGGGGAAAACAUUCUAGAUAACUAAAAUAGUACCGUAAAAUUCCGAAAAUAAGCCCCGAGGCUUAUAGUCACGGUUUCAAAGGCCUUUUUUGAGGGGCUUAUUUUUGGAGGGGCUUAUUUACGAAGGGAAAUUUGCCUUUCGAAAUCGAUUGGGCUAGCCUUAUAGUUUGAAGUAAAUUUACCGUUUUUGCUUUGUUUUACUUUGUAUUUGAGGGUAAUUUUCCAAGUACAAGCCCCCGGGGGGCUUAUGUUUGAAGGGGCGAUUUAACGGAGGAUUUUUGCGUUACCCGUGUGGGGGGCUUAUAUUUGGAGGGGCUUAUACAUGGAGGGGCAUGUUAUCGGAAUUUUACGGUAUAAAAAUAUCGCCCAUUUUCAUUUGUUGUUGUUGUUGUUGUUGUUUGAUGAAUUGUUUGUUUGUUUGUCACCUUGACAUUUUCAAUAGUAAAACUUGUGAGUGUAAAAAAAUUUUCAGCCCUUUACUGUGUUUUUUAUUAUUAACAUUUAACCCGAGUGAGACCUCACAACGCCGAAAGGUUUUUGUUAAUAUUGCACCUUAACAUGUACCAAACUUGACCAAAUUUUGAACAGCGAUUUUACAGAACAAGAAAUAAGAGAGUUUGAGGAUCAAUGGCAGGUCCCUGUACUCAGAAUAGCGAAUGUGACCGGUCAGAGAACGGCUGAUGGUCGAGGUUUGGACGGCCGGUCGGGGAUUACGGUAAGUCAGAUAAGCGUUAAGCCUUUAAAACCUGAGUUCAAAAUCUGAAUUCUCAUUUGUUGCCCCUUGUUGUGGGGAGUAGUUGAUGAAAUCUCAAUCAAAUUCAUCGUAUGUGAUCAUGUCCGUAAUUCUCAUGACCACUCUGUUUUACAAGGCAUUGAUAUUACAAGGGAAAAUUUGACGCUGAUCACCCGUAGGGCUUGAAGGGUCAAUUAUUCCCUUCACUCCACUGAGGCCAACUUAAAAAUCUGUUAUUACAUUUUAUAAAUUACAGAACCAUGAACAGUACCAUGUAUAAGUACUGCGUCAGGUUAUUCCUUAGCCGAGUUGCAUUGCGCAAAAAAGAAUCUAUGGCGUUCCGUUAAUUAAGUCAAUUGUUCAUAGAUUUAGACUGCAGUUCGGUCAAAGUACAGAUAGUCGAAAGGCAGUGACGUUUCGAAGGCCAACCCUUCGUCAGGGUCGUAAUGAAUAGUUACAUCGCUGUUUUGUUUGACCAUAACUCACUUCUUUGGAGUGAACUAGUGGAUCAGCUUUUAAUUUUCUUAAGUUCUUUAAUUCGUUCUUGUUGACGGAGCCUUUGUAAGUCAUGAGGACGUUAAUUAAGCUCAGUUACUAAGAGAAGAUAAUACUUAGUUCAGUCGUGUGUUCAUGCUAUCCACAAAAUCUUUAAUUUUUCAUUUAUAGCCUGCGUAGUUGGUGGGGUUGUUAUUUAGCGUGGGAAAAGUUGUGGUAAAGAGACUGCGAAGCCGUCCGGAGAGAGGGGAGGAAGCGCUUUAAAGUCGCUCGCGCCUUUGGCGCUCGCUUCUCACGGCAAAGCCGCGAGAAUGGCGGCCUCCCCGCAAAAACUCUUACAAGCGCAUAACCAAUUCCCUCAGCCGUGCAGGCUAGUAGGUCAUUUAUCGCUUUCGUUUUCCUGAGAUGACGGCGGAACCAUAUAUCUUGCUUCAAAAGCACGCGUAGAGGCGUUGUUUUUGCUCAAGAUCCCUUUUUUCCGCAGUUCUUGUUCUUGUUGUCUUCACCGUUCUGGUUCUUUUUGUUCUUCAGUUGUCAUUUUACUAGUCGUUUUAAACUUCAAUCACGAGAUCAAAAUUAAAACUGUAAAAUGACUGUGGGCGUCGAUCUUGGCAAAAGCCCAUAAGAACCCUAACGUGACUGCCAUACUCUAAGUCUUUGAUCAAAAAUAUAGAAAUAACUCACUUUUUAUGUAUAGUCUGCAAUUAAUAAUAACCCAUUACAAAUCACGUGAAAUUCUUGCGGGUAUCUUUCUUGUCCUUCCUGGUAUAACAAGUGCGUGAGAGCAGGCUAACUAAUAACUGAGUCUGCUCUCACGUGAUCUGGUAAUUGAGGAAACGAAGCGAAAACUCUAUUGACAUUUUUAGGAUAUUGCACCGUUCCUGAACUCUUUGGCAGAGUUGCUAUGGCAACGAGAUCAGGUGACAGCAGCUUCCGGGAAGAGGCAAAUAUCCCGGCAUUCCUCUGGCGCUUCACGUGGUUCUGCGGAGUUCAAGAUUUACAUUUGA
This is a messenger RNA of Porites evermanni, 7532 nucleotides long. The record is from the annotation of a GenBank genome assembly. NCBI's taxonomy places the organism in Eukaryota, Metazoa, Cnidaria, Anthozoa, Scleractinia, Poritidae.